AUGGCCGAACGCUACAUCCCAGAGCAUCGCCGCACCCAAUACAAGGCUCGAAACCAGUUCCGGCCUGAUGAGCUCCGUCGUCGUCGUGAGGAGCAGCAAGUCGAGAUUCGAAAGCAGAAGAGAGAAGAAAACUUGGCCAAGCGACGUGGUAUCCAGACUCGGGAUGGCGGAAUCGGUGUAGGAGGUGGCAUGGCUGCCGCUGAGAGUGACGAUGAAGCGAGUGCCAUUGAGAGUGAGCUCAAUGUCGAGUUGCCCGAGAUGGUCAAGGGUGUAUUCUCCGACCAGAUUGAAGCUCAAAUCCAAGCGACGACCAAGUUCAGAAAGCUCCUCUCCAAGGAACGUAACCCUCCUAUCGAGCGCGUCAUCGAGACUGGUGUUGUUUCCCGCUUCGUGGAGUUCCUCCGAUCUCCUCACACCCUGGUUCAAUUCGAGGCUGCAUGGGCCUUGACCAACAUCGCUUCUGGAUCUGCGCAACAGACUCAGGUCGUCAUCGAGGCUGGCGCUGUACCGAUCUUCGUCGAGCUUCUGAGCAGCCCCGAACCCGAUGUGCGUGAGCAGGCUGUCUGGGCCCUGGGUAACAUUGCCGGUGACAGUCCUCAAUGCCGCGACUUCGUUCUCAACGCCGGCGCUCUGCGUCCUCUCUUGACUCUGAUCAACGACGGUCGCAAAAUCAGCAUGCUGCGCAACGCCACCUGGACCCUGAGCAACUUCUGCCGUGGCAAGACCCCCCAACCCGACUGGAACACGAUUGCCCCCGCCCUCCCUGUUCUCUCCAAGCUUAUCUACAUGCUUGAUGAUGAGGUUCUCAUCGAUGCUUGCUGGGCUAUUUCGUACCUCUCCGACGGACCCAAUGAGAAAAUUCAGGCUGUCAUCGAAGCCGGUAUUCCUCGUCGCCUCGUAGAGCUCCUGAUGCACGCUUCCACCUCGGUCCAGACGCCCGCCCUCCGUUCUGUCGGCAACAUCGUCACUGGUGAUGAUGUUCAGACGCAGGUUAUCAUCAACUGUGGCGCUCUUCCCGCCCUUCUUUCCCUUCUCAGCUCAACCAAGGAUGGCAUCCGGAAAGAGGCUUGCUGGACUAUCUCCAACAUCACUGCUGGCAACUCCAGCCAGAUCCAGUCCGUUGUUGAUGCUGGUAUCAUUCCUCCUCUUGUCCAUCUUCUUGCCAAUGGCGACUUCAAGACGCGCAAGGAAGCUUGCUGGGCCAUUUCCAACGCCACAUCCGGUGGUCUGCAGAAGCCCGACCAGAUCCGCUACCUCGUCACCCAGGGCUGUAUCAAGCCACUUUGUGACCUGCUGGCGUGCCCCGAUAACAAGAUCAUCCAAGUUGCUCUUGAUGGCCUUGAAAACAUCCUUAAGGUCGGUGAGAUGGAUAAGGAGGCUGGCCAGGGUGACGCUCACGUGAACCGCUAUGCUCUGUUUAUUGAGGAGGCUGGUGGUAUGGAGAAGAUUCACGAUUGCCAGAACAACGCCAACGAGGAGAUCUACAUGAAGGCCUACAACAUCAUCGAGAAGUACUUCUCUGAUGAGGAUGAGGCCGCUGGUGACAUCGAUGAGCUUGCCCCUCAACAAACUCAGACAGGAUUCACCCUUGGCGCUACUCAACAGCAGCCCGGUGGUUUCUCGUUCGGCGGUGCUAACGGCGGCGAUUCUAUGGAUAUGUAA
Molecule: messenger RNA, 1662 nt
Organism: Aspergillus mulundensis
Lineage: Eukaryota; Fungi; Ascomycota; Eurotiomycetes; Eurotiales; Aspergillaceae
Product: karyopherin alpha
Exons: 3
Coding region: 1-1662 (553 amino acids)
Biological process (GO): NLS-bearing protein import into nucleus
Cellular component (GO): cytoplasm; nucleus; nucleoplasm
Molecular function (GO): protein binding; nuclear import signal receptor activity
Source: RefSeq, a predicted model, not a curated record